Hemiscyllium ocellatum (epaulette shark) is the source of this 1942-nucleotide messenger RNA. RefSeq names its product protein-tyrosine sulfotransferase 1-like. The record is from RefSeq and is a predicted model, not a curated record. The transcript is spliced from 6 exons. Gene Ontology annotation, molecular function: protein-tyrosine sulfotransferase activity. Gene Ontology annotation, cellular component: Golgi apparatus. NCBI's taxonomy places the organism in Eukaryota, Metazoa, Chordata, Chondrichthyes, Orectolobiformes, Hemiscylliidae. Bases 202 to 1341 code for a protein of 379 amino acids. Gene Ontology annotation, biological process: peptidyl-tyrosine sulfation.
UCAGCACGGGACGGGCGGUUGCUGGGGGCCGCGACCCGGCGGAAAAUGGCGGCCGGCAGGAGGCAGCGGACGGUAACAUCGGAAUCAUCGGCUCUACCCGAUGUGUUUUCCUGUUUUGGUGCCAUGGAAUUGAUUUAAAGGCAGAUUUGUAAGAGACUAUUUUGAUAUCUGGAUCAAUAACUGUCUUAGUGAUAUUUCAAAAUGGUAGGCAAAUUAAAACAGAACUUAUUAUUAGCAUGUUUAGUGAUCAGCUCACUAACUGUGUUUUAUCUUGGUCGUUAUGCAAUAGAAUGCCACCAUAGAGUAGAAGAGCAUACGCAGCAACAUUCUAACAUUCUAGAUAGUGGCAGAUCAUUACGUUACAUUUCAAAAUCUGGAUUCAAAAAUAGUUCAAAUAGACUUGUUUACAACAAAGACAUGCCAUUAAUAUUUAUUGGAGGAGUACCAAGAAGUGGCACCACACUCAUGAGAGCAAUGCUUGAUGCCCAUCCUGAAAUUCGCUGUGGCGAGGAAACCCGGGUUAUUCCUAGAAUCCUUGCAAUGAAACAAAUGUGGAGCAGAUCUGGCAGAGAGAAACAGCGAUUGGAUGAAGCUGGUGUUACUGAUGAGGUGCUGGACUCGGCCAUGCAAGCCUUUUUAUUAGAAAUUAUUGUUAAACAUGGGGAACCUGCUACGUACUUAUGCAAUAAAGAUCCAUUUGCUCUCAAAUCAUUGACUUAUUUGAGCAAAAUUUUUCCCAAUGCCAAAUUCAUUCUAAUGAUACGGGAUGGACGUGCUUCAGUACAUUCCAUGAUUACUCGGAAAGUUACCAUAGCAGGAUUUGACCUCAGCAGUUACAGAGACUGUCUGACCAAAUGGAACCGUGCUAUUGAGACCAUGUAUAAUCAAUGUUUGGAAACUGGGUUUAAUAAGUGUUUACCAGUACACUAUGAACAACUCGUUUUGCAUCCUGAAACUUGGAUGAAGAAUGUUCUGAAGUUCCUAGGUGUUCCUUGGAAUACAGCAGUAUUGCAUCAUGAAGAAAUGAUAGGGAAAGCGGGAGGUGUUUCUCUUUCUAAGGUUGAGCGAUCUACUGAUCAAGUCAUCAAACCAGUCAAUGUUGAAGCCUUGUCAAAAUGGGUAGGAAAAAUUCCGCACGAGGUAGUUCGUGAAAUGCCAGUGAUUGCACCUAUGUUAGCAAAGCUUGGAUAUGAUCCAUAUGCAAAUCCACCCAAUUAUGGAAAACCAGAUCCAGCAGUUAUUGAAAACACUAAAAGGCAAUCUUUUGAGGUUCUACCGAUAGAAAGUAGGCUGGGAGGAGGUUCAUGUGAAGCACAACUAUUUGCAGGUUAUCAAAGGUGACUUUCAACUACCUGCAAUUCUUAAAGAUCUGCCAGAGGUGAGGUCCUAACUCAAGGAUGGACAGAUAUCUUCCUUUCUGAUUCUCAGAAAAGCAGAUUCUCAGAAGAUAUCUCAGGAUCAGAUUUUCUCAUGGAUCUUGUUCUUGACCAGUGAUAUAAGUUCUUUAUUCCACAUUAAUUUUCAUUUUAUAGCCACUAUUCCAGCUGUAAACUCUUAGAAACUUAAAAUGCAAAUAUGCUAUAUGUGAGGAGGUAAUGUAACCAUUAAUGAUGGCAAUAAUGUUAGAAUAUUGCCAUGCAGACAUUACAAAAGUAUCAACAAAUGAAAUGUGAAUGUAUCCAUUUUCCCCUUGAGUUUUAUUCAUGGCAAAAAUCACCAUAGACCUUUUUUGUUUCUUUCUUUUUAUGAAUGAGGAUUUGGAAGUAAUCUCCCAGAGAGUUUGAAUGAACAUGAACCCUGUUUCCCUAAAUGCUCUUGGGGCGAACUGUGGGCUGUGAUUUAAAAUUAUAGUGAUUCUAUCUAUGCAUUUCCAUGUAAAAUAUGUAAUUAUUGGAGCAUGAACAACUGCACAGUGCUGUUCAUGUAUGUAAUUGAUUUAUUU